AUGGAAUGUGACAUGGUGAUUGGAACGGUUUUGGUGGACAUACGAAGGAAGUGCAGGCGUGUUGAAAGAGCAUUUGAGGCUUUCAAUGGGAUGCCUAAGAAGGAUGUUAUGGAAUGGACAUCUAUGCUUUCAGCAUUUGCACUUCAUGGGCAUGGGAAUGAAGCUUUUAAGGCCUUUGAAAAUAUGGAAACAGUUGGUGUAAGGCCUAAUUCUGUAACGUUUGUUGGGUUAUUGUCUACCUGUACUCACUCGGGCUUGGUGGAGAAAGCUCUAGCCCGAGGUAGACUGUUUGUUGAGGCUGAAGAGCUUAUCAGAGUGUAUGCCAAAGCUUGUAGAUUUGAUGACCUGAAGAGAAUGAGAGCUUUGAUGAAAGAUACAGAGUUUAGGAAAUCGGUUCCGGGAUGCAGCAUGAUUGAAGUUGAUGGAAUUGUCCAUGAAUUCUUCGUGAAAGGAUCACCCGAUGUCCUGAUGAGGGAGGCCAUACAGAGUGUAUCAGUGGUAUUAAGUCAUGAGAUGAAGAGAAACCAAUUCGAAUAUUUUCAUCCCAUAAUCGGUGGAUAA
Molecule: messenger RNA, 561 nt
Organism: Fraxinus pennsylvanica
Lineage: Eukaryota; Viridiplantae; Streptophyta; Magnoliopsida; Lamiales; Oleaceae
Source: the annotation of a GenBank genome assembly